Syngnathus typhle (broad-nosed pipefish) is the source of this 4060-nucleotide messenger RNA. It is a transcript of the gene pik3cd, whose product is annotated as phosphatidylinositol-4,5-bisphosphate 3-kinase, catalytic subunit delta. The transcript is spliced from 23 exons. Lineage: Eukaryota; Metazoa; Chordata; Actinopteri; Syngnathiformes; Syngnathidae. Bases 262 to 3372 code for a protein of 1036 amino acids. Gene Ontology annotation, cellular component: phosphatidylinositol 3-kinase complex; plasma membrane; cytoplasm. The record is from RefSeq and is a predicted model, not a curated record. Gene Ontology annotation, biological process: cell migration; phosphatidylinositol 3-kinase/protein kinase B signal transduction; phosphatidylinositol-mediated signaling. Gene Ontology annotation, molecular function: 1-phosphatidylinositol-4-phosphate 3-kinase activity; 1-phosphatidylinositol-3-kinase activity.
GGUGAAGUAGAGACGCUCAGUCCGCGGGUGCGCGACACACCAGCGUGGACGCUUUCCACGCUGCCGCCCACAGACUCUCGUGCACCUGAUGUCAACUUCAUACGAUGGCUGCAACGCGUCACGGUGCGUGAUUCAUGUCUUCGAUGGCAGAAUAGCAGACUCCAUCUUCUCUGUGACAACCCCACGAUGAGGUAGAUGCCCGGAGUGAGGCUUUCCCAGCGCGGAGGAGCUGACGGUUAAUGAGAGGCCUUCAUCGUCACCAUGCCCCCAGGGAAGUAUGGGAUGCAGGAGGAGUGGGAGCGGGACUCCGAGCAAGGCAUCAAAAUGGACUUCCUCUUGCCCACUGGCAUCUAUCUCACAUUCCCUGUCUCUCACAAGGACACCAUCAAGAGCAUCAAAACGAUGGUUUGGGAAAAGGCCAGAGGGGAGGCACUGUUCACGGCCCUGGGUCAGCCAGAUGCAUAUGUCUUCACUUGCAUCAAGCGGACGGGCGAGAGGGAGGAGCUGGAGGAGGAGUCAAGGCGUAUAAGUGACGUGCAGCCCUUCAUGGGUGUUUUGCGACUGGUGGCCAGGGAGGGUGACCGCGUUGAGAAACUCACCAAUAGCCAAAUCAGCUUUUUGAUUGGCAAAGGUCUGCAUGAAUUUGAGGCCCAAAAGAACCAUGAGGUGAGCGAGUUUCGGACCAAGAUAAGAGCGUUCUGUGAGGAGAAGGCUCAACAGCGGCAGGCAUCGCCAUGGCAACAGUGGAUUACAUACAUGUUCCCGUGUGACCUGGAGCCAUGCUGCUCUCUGCCGAUGUGUGGAAAGUCACAAAACACCAAGAUGUUCAUCAACAUCAAGUUUGAGGCUUGUGAUGAGAGCUUCAUGGUGCAGCAGGAACCGCAGGACCUGCCACUGGCUCUGAUAAGGAGUGCCCUGAAGAAGAAGGCCACUGUCUUUCGCUCGCUGCGUCAAGAGCCCGAGGAUUACACCUUGCAGGUCAACGGCAGGUGGGAGUUCAUCUAUGGAAAACACCCCUUGUGCCAAUUUAAAUAUAUUUUCUCCUGUUUGAGAACUGGCCAAAACCCUCAUCUCACCGUGGUGCACCACUCCACCAUCAGCAAGUACCAAGAGGAGCAUGGGAUGAUGUGUAGUCAGAUGUGCAAGAGUCGGUCUUUGUCCAGACCGCCUCCUCUGCCUGUCAAGAAGCAGAACACAACCUCUUUGUGGUCCAUCCAUGAACCAUUCUACAUCCACCUGCUGCAGGGCAGCCGAGUCAAUGCCGAUGAAGGAAUGAAGCUUGUGGUUCAGGCUGGCCUCUUUCAUGGCAGUGAGCUGCUCUGCAAGGUGGUGACCAGCUCCGAGGUGGCAGUGUGCUCUGAGCCGUCAUGGGACGAAAAGGUGGAGUUUGAUAUCAAUGUGGAGGACCUGCCUCGCAUGAGCCGCCUGUGCUUUGCCCUCUAUGCCGUCUUCGACAAGGCCAAAAAGCCCAGAGGGACCAGAAAGAAAAAUAAGAAAGCGGAUUGUCCAAUAGCCUGGGGGAACACCAUGGUGUUUGACUACAAGGACCAGCUGAAAACCGAUGAAGUUCUUUUGUCCACAUGGCCAUCUGUUCCUGAUGACAAAAGUGACCUGUUGAAUCCGAUGGGAACAGUUGAGAAGAAUCCCAAUGUUGAUAGUGCAGCCGGGCUUCUCAUUCGCUUCCCGAACAUCAGGCCCCAUCCUCUUUACUAUCCUCCGCUGGACAAGAUAAAUAUUAUGGAGACAAACGGCGAUGGAGCUGUCGCAACAAAAGAAGAGAACAUCAAGCUGAAAGAAAUAAUGGACAACAAAAACUACACCGAAUUCUUUGAAGACGAGAAGGAGCUGUUGUGGAAGCUCCGCACGGAAGUCAGAGAGCAUUAUCCCGAAAGUCUUUCCAAGCUGCUCCUCAUCACCAAGUGGAAUAAAAGAGAGGAUGUGAUCCAGAUGGUGGGUCUUCUGAGAAGCUGGCCAGAGCUUCCUGCUAUCCUUGCUUUAGAGCUCUUAGAUUACAGUUUUCCAGAUCCUGCGGUCCGUUCUUUCACCAUCCGAUGCCUCAGAAAGCUCAGCGAUGAUGAGCUACUGCAGUAUUUAAUCCAGCUGGUCCAGGUCCUUAAGUAUGAGUCCUAUCUAGACUGUGACCUGACAACGUUUCUGCUGGAGAGGGCCUUAUUCAACAGGAGGAUCGGGCACUUUCUCUUUUGGCAUCUCAGGUCAGAGAUCCACGUGCCCUCUGUCAGCUUAAGGUUUGGCCUGAUUCUUGAGGCCUACUGCAGGGGCAACAUCCACCACAUCAAGCUCUUAACCAAACAGAAUGAGGCUCAGGGCAAAAUGAAGGUCCUCAGUGACUUUGUCAAAUCAGGUCCCCAGAAGAUGAAUGCUGAGGACCUGAAGCUGUUCAUCAGAAAGGAGUCAGACGCUUUGUCCAACCUACUGUCACCGCUCAACCCCAGCAUCGUCCUCGCUGAGAUCUGUGUAGACAAGUGCCGAUUUAUGGACUCAAAGAUGAAACCACUCUGGUUUAUGUAUAAGACUCCCUGGACUCAAGGAGACAUGAUGGGCAUCAUCUUCAAAAAUGGCGAUGAUCUUCGACAAGACAUGUUAACCCUCCAGAUGAUUCAGCUCAUGGAGAAUUUGUGGAAGAAAGAAGGACUGGAUCUCCGAAUGAUCCCAUAUGGCUGCUUAUCCACUGGGAACAAGAUGGGCUUUAUCGAGGUGGUGAAGAGCUCAGACACCAUCGCCAAUAUCCAACGAAACAACAGCAACAGUGCCGCAACUGCUGCCUUUAACAAGGACGCCCUGCUCAACUGGCUCAAAUCUAAGAAUCCAGAAGACAAACUGGAACAAGCAAUCGAGGAGUUUACGCUGUCUUGUGCUGGCUACUGCGUAGCAACUUACGUUUUGGGCAUCGGGGACCGUCACAAUGACAAUAUCAUGAUCAGGGAAACUGGACAGUUGUUUCACAUAGAUUUUGGACAUUUCCUGGGCAAUUUCAAACGGAAACUGGGCAUCAACAGAGAGCGUGUGCCUUUUAUUUUGACAUACGACUUUGUCCAUGUGAUCCAACAAGGACGGACGAACAACAGUGAGAAGUUUGAGAGGUUCAGGGAAUACUGCGAGCGGGCAUAUAAAAUUCUGUGUCGGAAUGGGACACUGUUUGUCAACCUCUUUGCGAUGAUGAAGGCAGCAGGACUGCCUGAACUCUCUUCCUUCAAGGAUAUUCAGUACCUAAAGGACUCUUUAGCUUUGGGCAAAUCAGAGGAAGAAGCGCUGAAGAAUUUCAAAGUAAAGUUCAAUGAGGCUCUACGAGAAAGCUGGAAGACCAAAGUCAACUGGAUGAUGCACUCUCUGGCCAAAGAUAACAGACCAUAAAGUAUACCCAGGCGAAACUAAAAUGACAAUCUUACAAACAGAAAAGGCAAGCGAUCACAAUGGGACAUUUUACAAAUGGUGUUCGAUGAUUGUUUACAAUUGUUUGCCUCCAUUGUGUGAAAUAAUAGGCAACCAAGGACACUGAAAUAAUGGUUGGAAUCAGAGAUGAAUCAUCCUCAACUUUGCACUAUACAAAGUACGCUGUCUUUUUUGGACUAGAGUAAGGAUACGAUCAGAUUUAGUUGUAUUUUAUUUAAUGUUAAACAUUUGUACAAACAUAUUUUUGAAGGUGUUUUACUGCUGUUUAAGUUCAUAUGCAGUGUGUUGCUUUUUCAGUGCCACUAGUUGGGAAGAUUUGAUAAUGGUGUUUAAUUGAUUCAUUCAAGAGUAAGGCCUUUAGUUUGUGUGAAUCAGAUUGUGUUGCACUGUGUAAAACUUUGUUUAAAAAGUUAGAAAGUUUAUUAGUAUUAUUACUGAAUGUAUUUUCUAUUCAUUGGUGCCACGGACAGAGAUUAGACUGAUGAGACAUGUUGAAGUGCACAGCAAAGAAACAUACACUCGCAUCAUUUCAUCAACUAUGAAAGGAUGCAACUUUUGAGUAUAUUUUAAUGCGAUGCAGUAUUCUUUGUCUGAUUGCGCAUUUCUUGAUUUCUGAUAAUGAAGUCGCAUUUUGACCGUAUUUCUAUGA